Bursaphelenchus xylophilus (pine wood nematode) is the source of this 1042-nucleotide messenger RNA. Lineage: Eukaryota; Metazoa; Nematoda; Chromadorea; Rhabditida; Aphelenchoididae. The record is from the annotation of a GenBank genome assembly.
AUGGUCAACGAUAAGCAUCCAAAAGAUAAAGUUGUCUCUGCAGAUGAAAGCAAAGUCAUCUAUGGAAACAUUCCCCCGAAUUUGGUAAAUUUAUAAUUAUUUUAUUUAUAACUAAAAGUAUUUAGGUAUUGCCAUACCCUUGUGGACCUAUUUUCCCUGGUGCGUUGGCUGCUGACUUCGUUGAUUGCGAAGAAGAAACGUUGGAGCCAUUAUCUAACCUUUUUAAUGUUGAACAUCUUUCUGAAUGCACAAAUCCUGAACUGUUUAAAUACCCGGUAACUCAAAUACUUUAUCAAUUUUUUUAUCUUAAAUAUGUGGUUUUCAUAUAAUACGUUCCAUUCUUUAGAUAACAGGAAUUGUGGACGGAGUCGGCGGUCGCUUUGUGAUACCACUCAAAGUCCGAGCUGUUAACAAUUCGCAAAACUUCGUUGUCUACUUCGUUCUUGAUUCCGGAGCACCUUUGAUAAGUUUCAGCAAAAGGACGGCUGAUAAGAUAUUUGGAGACAAAAUGUGUAAUAGGGCAAUUGUUCAAGGUUUGUUAUUCAAGAGGUGAAAAAUUAUAAAAACUGAUUUAUUUUAGACAUACAUGUUACUUGCCGUUUAUCCGGAAGCUUUAAUGACGCGAUGAAGAAUGUCAAUCUGCUCGGAAGCCAAUUUUUGCUGAAGUCUAACACUUCUAUAAUCAUCUCUCCAAAUGAAUUCGAUUAUCUUUCUUAUAAGAUGAGAAUUUUCUAUUUAACAACAUUUUCCACGAUUGGUCAAGUUCAAACAAUGGCCGCUUCCCGCCACCAAGAUCCGGAUAUAACCAAAAAAUUGGAGGUUCAUUCCGUCAGUAAACUUUCGAGUUCAGACCCAGAUCAUUCUCAUAAGGACAAAGUCGAAAAAGGUCGCCAAAAGAAAUAAGAAAAAGAUGAGACGACUGGGUAAUAAUUGAAUUCUACUUUUUUAGACCCGUUUUAUUUCAGAAAAGCGGCAGGACAACCUGACUGACAUGUUCACCAACUUGGGAGGGGACCAACUCGACGUUAAGAUGGAGGACUGA